Molecule: messenger RNA, 402 nt
Organism: Salvia miltiorrhiza (redroot sage)
Lineage: Eukaryota; Viridiplantae; Streptophyta; Magnoliopsida; Lamiales; Lamiaceae
Exons: 4
Coding region: 1-402 (133 amino acids)
Biological process (GO): rRNA processing
Cellular component (GO): small-subunit processome; nucleus; Mpp10 complex
Source: RefSeq, a predicted model, not a curated record
AUGCAUGUGGCACCUCUGGCCGUGUCUGAUGCAGCUAUGCUAGCUCCUGAAGAAGUAUUUUCUGGUAAUGGUGACAUCAAAGAAGAAACUGAGCUAACAAAGGCAGAUAGAAAGAGGAGAAGGGCAAAGAAAAAAAGACAGUUUAAAGCUGAGUCUGUCGAACGGAUGUCAGUAAAGACACAGCUAAGCACAUUGAAGAAACCCGAAGAUGGGCAGCUAAGCACAAAAUGGAUUGGACUGUUUGAAGUACAAACCCAAUUCCCGAAUGGAACUGUUGAAAUCAAGAACGCAAAAUCAGGGAAGGCAUUCAAGGUAAAUGGACAGAGGUUGAAGGCCUAUUAUGGGCAUGAACCAAGGAUUCGGGAGGAAUUGGAUCCAUCCCCAGACACAAAUCACCCUUGA